This is a messenger RNA of Sodiomyces alkalinus F11, 2480 nucleotides long. RefSeq names its product sphingosine-1-phosphate lyase. The record is from RefSeq and is a predicted model, not a curated record. The transcript has 3 exons. Gene Ontology annotation, cellular component: endoplasmic reticulum. Gene Ontology annotation, biological process: carboxylic acid metabolic process; sphingolipid catabolic process. The coding region runs from base 374 to 2074 and encodes 566 amino acids. NCBI's taxonomy places the organism in Eukaryota, Fungi, Ascomycota, Sordariomycetes, Glomerellales, Plectosphaerellaceae. Gene Ontology annotation, molecular function: sphinganine-1-phosphate aldolase activity; pyridoxal phosphate binding.
GCUUCCCAAUCGAAAUCGAAAUAUCCAAGUACAAGCCAUGCCCCACCAGUCUGGGGAAGUAACUGUCACCUCGUAGCUUCCCUCCGGUUUCCAUCUCGGGUUCUUAUCCCCCAACCCAUCGUUCCACCAUUCACUCUCUCAGUACUGCCAACUUGCUUUCUCUUUUCUCCACAAUCCUGUAUUCUUGUUAUGCUUCUCGAAUUCCGUCGCCCUACGUCGAGACACUGAAACGUCUUCCAUUGGCUUUCCGAUUACCUCGGUUUCUCGGUCUGGAGUGUAAUCCUCGUCAUACUCGGCUUCGCAUACCUUCCUCUCUUUCUGCUCUCCGAAUACACCGGUCGCGUUGCGCCGCGUGCGCCAAUUCUUCAUCGACAUGCCUGGCACCUCGCGAAUGCCCGUGAGUUUACGGGACAGCUUUAACCAGGUCAGGAGGUCGAGAAACACGAACCCGUUCUUGGUCCUCAAUUUAGAUCUAAUUCGAAAUAUCAUCUUCAUUCUCUUCGUUCUACGAUGGACGCGCCGGGUAUGGUGGAAAAUCAAGGGCCGCGGCAUCAUCGGCACCAUAGUCGAACUGUACACCGAGCUGCGCCGCGUCCUCUACGGAUACUUUUUACGCGCUCCGGGCGUGCGAGGCAAGGUCCAAAAGCAGGUCGGCGAGACCCUGGCCAAGCUUCAGUCCAAGAUGGUCCCGACCAAUCUCACCCGCUACGUGACCCUGCCGAAGGAGGGUCUGUCAGAGGACGCUAUUCGCGCCGAGCUCGACACCUUGGCCAAUAUGGAUCAUACCCGUUGGGAGGAGGGCUACGUGUCGGGUGCUGUCUACCAUGGGGAGGAGGACUUGUUGAAAUUGCAGACGGAGGCCUUCGGCAAGUUCACCGUGGCCAAUCCCAUCCACCCAGACGUCUUCCCCGGCGUUCGCAAGAUGGAGGCCGAGGUUGUGGCCAUGGUCCUGGCCAUGUUCAACGCCCCGCCCGGAGCUGCCGGCGCUUGUACCAGCGGAGGCACGGACAGCAUCUUGAUGGCCUGCCUCAGCGCGCGGGAAAAGGCUUAUCGCGAGAAGGGCAUCACGGAGCCGGAAAUGAUUUUGCCCAGCACAGCACAUACCGCUUUUCUCAAGGCCGGAAACUAUUUCAAGAUCAAGGUGCAUCUGGUGGCAUGCCCUGCGCCGAACUACCAGGUCGACAUAAAGGCUGUGUCGAGGCUGAUCAACAAGAACACCAUCCUACUGGUGGGCUCAGCGCCUAAUUUCCCCCAUGGUAUUAUCGAUGAUAUCAGCGCCCUGUCGAAGUUGGCGUUGCGCAAGAAAAUUUGCCUUCACGUCGACUGUUGCCUGGGCUCUUUCAUGGUCCCUUUUCUCGACAAGGCCGGCUUCGACACGGAACCAUUCGACUUCCGGCUCAAGGGAGUGACGAGCAUCAGCUGCGACACGCACAAGUACGGAUUCGCACCCAAGGGUAACUCGACCGUACUCUACCGAACGGCGGAGCUUCGCAGGUACCAGUAUUACGUUUCUCCUGAUUGGUCGGGCGGCGUGUACGGAUCACCGGGCAUGGCCGGGUCGCGGCCCGGCGCGCUGAUUGCCGGGUGCUGGGCCAGUUUGGUGCGAACAGGCGAGGCAGGCUACAUCGACGCGUGCGUGAAGAUCGUCGGAGCGGCAAAGAAGAUUGCCGACAAGAUACGGACAACGCCGGCCCUCGAAGCCGAGCUGGAGAUCGUGGGACGGCCGCUCGCGUCAGUAGUAGCGUUCACCGCCCGGAACCUCAACAUCUACGACAUCGCAGACGGCAUGGGUACCAAGGGCUGGCACCUCAACGCCUUGCAGAACCCUCCGGCUAUCCACAUUGCGGUGACGUUGCCGGUGGCCAAGGUGUGGGAGCGCCUAAUGGCCGACCUUGAGGCCGUCGUCGAGGAGGAGAAGGAAAAGGAGCGCGUGCGGGUGGUAGAGGGCAAGGGAGCUAAGGGCAAAGCCGUCGGUGACUCGGCAGCCCUCUACGGCGUCGCGGGGUCGCUUCCGAACAAGAGUGUAGUUGUGGAUCUGGCCAAUGGCUUCCUGGACCUGCUGUACAAGGCGUAGUCUAUUGUAUUCUCUACUCGUCCCUAUUAAUUACUUGAAUAUUACGGGUCAGGCGGGGUGGGGUGUAGGGGGGUAUUAUUAACACGGAUGAGAGGUUCCAAGGACAAAAAGGAAAUUUCAAGACAAGACCGAGAACGGCAUGUUAUCAAUCGGCUGGGCAGAUUAUACGACAGACGGGGUCGACUCGCAUGGGGCCACUGUCUUACGUUUUCCUUGUGUGGUGGAGGAGUAAGGCGACUGGGUUGAUCUUUAGUUUUCUUCCCUAGUUCACCAAGCAAGUUUCUCUUGCACCUUCUUGGCCUUAUCCUACUCUCACAUGAACCAAGGAAUGAUGGAUCUGGGCAUUUUACCGUCAUAAGACUAGUCCGAGACGAUGCCCAAAACAGGACGAAUCGGAAAUAGGAGA